AAAAUCAAAGCGACCGAAACACUGGAACCGUUNCCGUUGUUGGAAGCACGUAGUCAGAUCCUGGAUUCAAAGACUGAAUCGGAGGUCAAUAGUAGACACCCCACAAACGUUCCCUGUGUUGUUGGACGUUUGGCUCGCCUGGCUGGACAGAGACGUUCAAACGCCUUGUCUUCCGCUGCCCGAUUGAGUCUUCAACGCGCCGCACAGCGCAAAUCCAACUACCAGUCUGCAACUCGUUGGUCUCCCAAGGCUCGGGUAGACGAGGAGCGGGUUAAUCCGAAUGUGGGAGAGUCAACGGACGAGACUGGGACGGUGAUACUGGAAUGUGUCGUUUGUCACGGACUGCAAGAUCAGCAUUUGAUCACCAAGUGCGACACGUGCGGAAAGGCGUUUCAUCUUGCCUGUCUCGAUCCACCGCUUCUACGCAUGCCGAAACGAAGCAGACUUUACGGCUGGCAAUGUUCUCACUGUACUAAAGCGGUUGCUUCAAACACUGAAGUAGUUUUGGUCGAUAUCAACGCCCCCCGCCAACUACGUCGUUCUAUUGGACGUACGAGUGAAAUUGAAAAGCCGAAGCCAGAGACUCCUCGAAGCUCAUCGGAACCCGGAACAGUUUCCAAAACGGAUGAACCCAUACCCCAAUUGGAGCCCUCGUCAGUUCUGAUUUCCAGUCCGAAUGUCAGCAGGGUAACUGGACGUUCAAGACCGAUAUUCACCACAUCUCGUACUGGACUAUCAACCACAAGUAUGGGGAAUCGAAUUUUGACCAGUCGUAAAGGUCGACCGAAAAAGAGUUCGGCUUUCCGAAGUUCAUCAUUUGGUGCGGUUAAGAAAGCAAAAAUCGAGGUGAGUAACUAA
Echinostoma caproni is the source of this 858-nucleotide messenger RNA. NCBI's taxonomy places the organism in Eukaryota, Metazoa, Platyhelminthes, Trematoda, Plagiorchiida, Echinostomatidae. The record is from the annotation of a GenBank genome assembly.